AUGGCGAGGACACUGGGGCCACUGGCUUCAGCUGCCGAGUACGAUGAGAUGCUUGCCGAUCUUGUUGCUUCUGGUGUGAUCAGCGACGAGAAGAUGGCAUAUUUCGAUGUCCGGCCAUCAUCGAAGGAGUCAACAGUGGAGUUGCGAAUUUGCGACAGUUGCCCCAUUGUCAAUGACGGCGUACUUAUUGCCGGUCUAUUCCGUGCCAUGGUGCGAGCAGCGGAGCAGGAUAUUGAAGCAGGGGUGAGGUUUCAGCCUCGACCAAUACCUAUAUAUCGCGCCUCCAUGUGGCAAGCCGCUCGUGGUGGCCUCUCUGGCAAACUUCUUGAUUCCUCGCCUCAUGCCAAACCGAAAGAUGCCGCCACGGUAAUACGCGCCAUGGUGGAUCGUCUGCGUCCCCAGUUGGAGGAAGCUGGCGACUGGGACGAGAUAGUUGAGCUGCUUGAGACAGUCCUUACCCGUGGCAAUUCUGCCGACCGACAGAGGACUGCAUUGGCCGACCAUGGUGAUCUCAAUGAUGUGAUGCGGUCAGUCAUCGACGAGACUCGCUCGCCUGCCGCGGGUCCAGAGCCUGAGUCCCCGCCAAUCCCUGGUUAUCGGGUUCGCGCUGGUGACGAGGCCAUACUACGAACCGGGGAACCGAAACCUGCUUAUCGCCCAAUACUAAACUGGUUACGAGAGCAAAAUGCGGAUUUCAUUCGUGGUCGUUUCGAAGCUAGAGACAAGUGGGUUCGAGAACAUGGAUUGACGUUCAGCGGUGGCAGCGACGACGCGUUUGACAUAGACCUGGUGCCUCGUGUGAUUCAGGGACAUGACUGGGAGGAGCUCUCUCAAGGCCUUACUCAACGAGCUCGCGCACUGGAGCUAUUCAUACGGGACAUGUAUGGUGAGCAACGCGCAGUCAAAGACGGCAUUCUACCCGAUGAGUUUGUCCAAGACAUUGCCGGCUGGCGCGCAGAGGCUUCUCGCAUUCCUGCCGGCAGUGUACGCGCGGGAAUACAAGGAUUCGACUUGGUGCGUAAUGAAUUCGGAGGCUGGCGCAUCUUAGAAGAUAAUUUGCGCUGUCCUAGUGGCAUGGCAUAUGGCACAUCUGCGAGGGAGAUGCUAAACGAGAUAAUGCCUGAUAUGCCAAGACUAGAAGGCUUGAUUGAUCCUAGGAAUGCCUUCAAACAACUUCGAGAAACACUUCUAUCUGGUUUGGGUCUAGAUGGUACAGCGGUGCUUCUUACGAAUGGGCCCGAGAAUUCUGCUUGGUUUGAGCACAAGACUUUGGCUGAUGGAGCUGGAUUACUUCUUGUACAAGCAAAUGAUUUGAAUCGAUCAGGGGAUCGCAUUGUGCACGGGGAGACAGGUCGCAACAUCGACGCCAUAUACCUUCGUCUUGAUGACCCACUGAUAGAUGCAUCUAAGAAGGACGGGCAGAGCAUCGGCGCUGACAUUCUUGACAUCGCCGCCGCGGGCAAGGUGAGAAUUAUCAACCCUCCGGGCAAUGGAGUUGGCGACGACAAGGCCGUCUAUGCAUUUGUGCCCGAGCUCAUUCGCUAUUAUCUCAAUGAGAGUCCACUGUUAGAGCAAGUGCCAACCUAUCGCACUCAAGACCCCGAUGAGCGCCGCAUCGUCCUCGAACGGGUCGGACAACUGGUCACCAAGCCGGUUGAUGGAUUCGGUGGAGCCGGAGUGCUUGUUGGGCCGUCAGCGUCCGCGGCCGAGUUGGCUGAACGGCGAUCCGCCAUCCCAGAACACCCAGACGCUUGGGUUGCGCAGGAAGUGGUAUCGCUGUCGUCACAUCCAACCUUUGACGAUGCUAAGCUUGCACCACGGCAUCUUGACCUUCGCGUAUUUGUCUUCCUCACAGGCACUGAACCGGGCGAUGCGCGGCUUGCGGAUGUUGCCCUGACAAGAGUGGCCCCGCCUGGCAGUUUGGUAGUCAAUUCAUCUCGUGGCGGCGGUGGCAAGGACACUUGGAUCAUUGCUCAGAAUGCGGGGGGUCGUUUGCAAGGCAACGGUAAAGUUCACUAA
Messenger RNA from Phaeoacremonium minimum UCRPA7, 2019 nucleotides. RefSeq names its product putative glutamate--cysteine gcs2 protein. NCBI's taxonomy places the organism in Eukaryota, Fungi, Ascomycota, Sordariomycetes, Togniniales, Togniniaceae. The record is from RefSeq and is a predicted model, not a curated record. Gene Ontology annotation, molecular function: catalytic activity. Bases 1 to 2019 code for a protein of 672 amino acids. The transcript is spliced from 2 exons.